Alligator mississippiensis (American alligator) is the source of this 3974-nucleotide messenger RNA. Its product is annotated as zinc finger protein 135. The transcript is spliced from 7 exons. The record is from RefSeq and is a predicted model, not a curated record. The coding region runs from base 521 to 2971 and encodes 816 amino acids. Gene Ontology annotation, molecular function: DNA-binding transcription factor activity, RNA polymerase II-specific; RNA polymerase II cis-regulatory region sequence-specific DNA binding. Lineage: Eukaryota; Metazoa; Chordata; Crocodylia; Alligatoridae. Gene Ontology annotation, biological process: regulation of DNA-templated transcription.
GGGACCUCAGGGCGGCCGUGGGGGACGCAGGGAGGGAGGCUUUGCUCGAGUCUACGACUGUUGGGAGACAUUGGAGAUGUGCGGGGUCUGCGUGUCCUUGGCUGAGGGAGCUGGGCCCACGCGCAGGGCACUGGGGGGCCAUGGGGGGAUCUGUCUCAGGUCUCCCACCCCGCGGUGACGUCUAUGCCAUCCCCUUCUCCGCAGACCAGACGCUGUGGACAGGCGCCGUGCGUGAGCCCUGGCCGCAGCAGGGGAGCCCUCUCUGGGGAGCCACGUGUGCUGCACUGCAGCCCGGGGAAGCCCCCACGGCCCUUCCUGUCGCAGCCCUGCUGCAGCCGCAGGUGUCGCUGGGGUGCCGGGCGGGCGCAGGGGGGCUGCGGGGCAGCACACGUCCCUCGCGUCGUCCAGCCCAGGACCGGGUGCGUGGCCCCACAGCCCCCGGCACCGCAGGGGGCAGGAGAGCAGGCGCUGCAGGAGGAGCCGGCCCGACGCCAAGGCCGGGGGCUGCGGGCAGGAGGACAUGCCGGCCAUGCAGCCCCCUGCUCCGGCCGGGCUCCUCGCGGAGCCCCCCCAGCUCGCAGCGGGGCACGACCUGCCCGGCCCAGAGACCUGGCGGCAACGUUUCCGGGGCCUGGGCUACGGGGAAGCCGCGGGGCCGCGGGAGGUUUGCAGCCGCCUGCAGGAGCUGUGUGUGCUCUGGCUGGAGCCCCAGCGCCGCAGCAAGGAGCAGGUGCUGGAGCUGGUGGUGCUGGAGCAGUUCCUGGCCAUCCUGCCCCCGGGGAUGCGGAGCCAGGCACGGGGUCAUGGUGUGAAGACCUGCGCUGAGGCCGUGGCCCUGGCUGAGGGGUUUCAGCCGGGUCAGGGGGAGGAUGAGGCGCUGCAGGUCACAGUGAGCGUGAAGGUCGAGGAGGGGCCCUCCGACGAGAUGCAGCCCCCGGGGGCCCUGCAGGACCCUGGUGAUCCCUGCCCGGAGCAGCCAAAGGCCCGCUGUGAGGACAGACCUUUGGAGGAGUCUGGACAGAGGGAAAUCCCGGGGCGUCAGGACAAGCCACCUUGCAUCCCCAUAGAGGAGCCCUCACAGGAGUUAGGUGCUGGGACCCUGCAGAGAGCUGAGCAGCAGCCUGCUGAAGAGGGGCCGGUGAUCCUGGAGCUGUGGAGGACGUGUGCAGGGAGCCUGGAGGAGAGGAGCUCCCUGACCCCUGAGCCAGGCCAAGUGCAGAAGGGGCAGGGCAGGCCUCCAAAGCAGGAGGAGAGCUUGGAGCUCUGGGAGGUGUUCGAGGACGUGGCCGUGUAUUUCACACGGAAGGAGUGGGAGCUGCUGGACGAUGAAGACAAGGUGCUUUACCAGGAGCAGAUGCUGAAGAAUUACCAAGCCCUCGUUUCCCUGGGCUAUCGAGGUCCCACACCUGACUUAAUCUGCAGCAUCCAGCAAGGACGGGUGGAUCUUUGGACCUGUGCUGAUGAGGACCGUGGGGAAAUGUCAAGAUCGGAGGACCUGCUGCCAGGAGAUGCCUGCCUGCUGAGCAGAGCUGAGGAGCAGCCUCCUGUGGAAGAGUCUGCAGACCUGGAGCCAGCGCAGGCUUCCCCAGGGAGUUUGGGUGAGAUGGACUCCCUGAGACCUGAGAAGGAGCGAUGCCACGAGAGUCAGGGAAGGCCCCAAAAGCAGAAGAAGAAGGUAGCCAUGAGCCAGGACCGGUGCAUCCCCCAAGGGAGGAAAACACACCACUGCACUGAGUGCAGGAAGAAGUUCAUCUGCUUACAAGACCUGUCUCAGCACAAGUGUGUGCAGCACCACUGCACCAAGUGUGGGAAGAGAUUCAGGCAGCUCUCCGACCUUGCAAGGCACCUGUGCAUGCACACAAAGGAGCAGCGACUUCAAUGCUCAGAGUGUGGGAAGAGCUUCGCUCACUCCUCCAGCCUGGCUAGGCACCAGCGUAUCCACACAGGGGAGAAGCCACAUCAGUGCUCAGAGUGUGGGAAGAGCUUCACUCAGUCCUCCACGCUGACUCGGCACCAGCGUGUCCACACAGGGAAGAAGCCACAUCAGUGCACAGUGUGUGGGAAGAGGUUCACUCAGCCCUUUAAACUGGCUCAGCACCAGCGUAUCCACACAGGAGAGAAGCCAUAUCAGUGCUCAGUGUGUGGGAAGAAGUUCACUCAGUCCUCCAGCCUGGCUCACCACCAUCGUGUCCACAGAGGAGAGAAACCACAUCAGUGCUCGGAGUGUGGGAAGAGCUUCACGCAGUCCUCUGACCUGACCAAACACCGCCUUGUCCAUGCAGGGGCGAAACCAUAUCGGUGCUUGGAGUGUGGGAAAAGCUUCAGCAUAUCCUCUACCCUCACUCAGCACCAGCGUAUCCACAUAAGGGAGAAGCCACAUCAGUGCUCAGAGUGUGGGAAGAGCUUCACUUACUCCUUCAAUCUGACUCAGCACUUGCUUACCCACACAGGGGAGAAGCCAUAUCAGUGUUCAGAGUGUGGGAAGAGCUUCACUCACUCCUCCACCCGGGCUCGGCACCAGCUUAUCCACAGGAGGGAAAAGCCAUACCAGUGCUCAGACUGUGGGAAGAGCUUCACCCUAUCUUUCGCUCUUGCUCAACACCAGCGUAUUCACACAGGGGAGAAGCCACAUCGGUGCUCAGAGUGUGGGAAGAGCUUUGCUCAGCAAUCCAGCCUGGCUCACCACCAACGUAUCCACACAGGGGUGAAGCCACAUAAGUGUUCGGAAUGUGGAAAGAGCUUCCCCCGAUCCUCCAGCUUGGCUCGGCAUCAGCUCACCCACACAGGGAAGAAGCCACAUAAGUGCUCAGAGUGUGGGAAGAGCUUCAUCCGAUCCAGUCACCUGGCCGAACACCAGCUUAUCCACACAGGGAAGAAGCCACAUAAAUGCUCUGAGUGUGGGAAGAGCUUCACCCGAUCCUCCCACCUGUCUCGGCACCAGCUCACCCACACAGAGAAGAAACCACAUUAGUGCUCCAAGUGUGGGAGGUUCUUUCUCCAGUCCUCCAAACUGGCCCAGCACCAGUGCAUCCCUAUCUGGGAGUGUCUAUAAUUCUGCCAGCAAUACAGUUAUGGUUUGGGGAUGUAUACCUGCUCAGCAUUCACCAGUGUCUGCAUCCAGGGAAUCAGUCUCAUGUUGGUGCACUGCAGCAACAGUUCACCCUUCGUUCAGCCUUUCAAAGACACUGCAAAACCCAAAGGACACAGAGGCUGGCCUCCCUUGUUUGAUAUGGGUGAGGGGUUAAAAGGAGACACUUCAGGCAGAGGCCAGCCCGGAUAAUGGGGGAACCUGUGAGGAGAUGAUCUUUGCAUCAGCCUUGGAGCCUGUGCCCUCCACAUCAUUCCCUAAAAGCAGGCAGUGCUCCCAGGGGGAGAAGUGGUGCCUUCACAACAGGUGCCCUACCCAAGACAGCUGGCUCCAAGUGGCACUGUCUUUGGUGGACUCCUAUUUCGACUUCCCUGCUGGCCCCAGGGUUCUUGUAUGUGAGCCUCUAGAGUUGUAGGAAGGAGGACAUUUAUUUCUGGGGAAGCAUUCCCUGCUUUCCACCCUGAGCAUGCCUUUCCUCCCCACUGCAUCACCUGUCUCCCAGGCCUGCACAUGGCCAUCGCGGUCUGCAAGAAACUGCUACUGCCACCCUGUGAGCCCAGUUUGGCAGGUUUUUCCUUCUCAGCCCCACAUCAGAACUGAGCACCACCAGGUGCCAGCUGCCCCUCUUUCCCUCCAUGCCAUUCUCUAUAGCAGCUUCCUUGGUAAUCAAGCCCCACAACUUAAUAUGAUACCUCUGUGCUUGGUUUCUACUUCCUCUCAAGAACUGUGAAAUGCAAUAAUAGGGGUAAAGGAGGUGCAGCCUGUGACAGGUCCUGCCUCUUGUGUGGAAGGGUGGGGAAAGAAUGAAGGUAUCCUCUGGGUGAAAUGCAGCAUGUUUUAAUCUCCCAGUGAAAAUAUUAUGGCUUCCCUCCUUGUGCCAAAGCCA